Messenger RNA from Gavia stellata (red-throated loon), 926 nucleotides. RefSeq names its product cyclin dependent kinase 5 (gene CDK5). NCBI's taxonomy places the organism in Eukaryota, Metazoa, Chordata, Aves, Gaviiformes, Gaviidae. Gene Ontology annotation, molecular function: ATP binding; cyclin-dependent protein serine/threonine kinase activity. Gene Ontology annotation, biological process: axonogenesis; synaptic vesicle transport; protein phosphorylation. The transcript has 12 exons. The record is from RefSeq and is a predicted model, not a curated record. The coding region runs from base 2 to 880 and encodes 292 amino acids. Gene Ontology annotation, cellular component: cytoplasm; nucleus.
GAUGCAGAAAUACGAGAAGCUGGAAAAGAUCGGGGAAGGCACCUACGGGACCGUGUUCAAGGCCAAGAACCGGGAGACGCACGAGAUCGUGGCGCUGAAGCGGGUGCGGCUGGACGAUGACGACGAGGGCGUGCCCAGCUCGGCGCUGCGGGAGAUCUGUCUGCUCAAGGAGCUGAAGCACAAGAACAUCGUCAGGCUCCACGACGUCCUGCACAGCGACAAGAAGCUGACCCUGGUCUUCGAGUUCUGCGACCAGGACCUGAAAAAGUACUUCGAUAGCUGCAACGGGGACUUGGACCCAGAGAUCGUCAAGUCGUUCAUGUACCAGCUGCUGAAGGGCCUCGCCUUCUGCCACAGCCGCAACGUCCUGCACCGAGACCUCAAACCCCAGAACCUGCUCAUUAACAGGAACGGGGAACUCAAACUGGCUGACUUUGGCCUGGCCCGGGCCUUCGGCAUCCCCGUGCGCUGUUACUCGGCGGAGGUCGUCACGCUGUGGUAUCGGCCCCCGGACGUGCUCUUCGGUGCCAAGCUUUACUCCACCUCCAUUGACAUGUGGUCAGCCGGCUGCAUCUUCGCAGAGCUGGCCAACGCGGGGCGGCCCCUGUUCCCGGGGAACGACGUGGACGACCAGCUGAAAAGGAUUUUCCGGCUGCUGGGAACCCCCACGGAGGAGCAGUGGCCGGCCAUGGCCAAGCUGCCGGACUACAAGCCCUACCCCAUGUACCCCGCCACCACCUCCCUGGUCAACGUGGUCCCCAAGCUGAACGCCACCGGCCGGGACCUGCUGCAGAACCUGCUGAAGUGCAACCCGGUGCAGCGGAUAUCGGCAGAGGAGGCUCUCCAGCACCCCUACUUCACAGACUUCUGCCCUCCCUAGGGCCCCCCCGGCGCUGGCCCGGCCCCACGCUGAGCCGGGGGGCAGC